Messenger RNA from Cyprinodon tularosa, 1072 nucleotides. It is a transcript of the gene rcn2, whose product is annotated as reticulocalbin 2. Gene Ontology annotation, molecular function: calcium ion binding. Bases 67 to 1005 code for a protein of 312 amino acids. The transcript has 8 exons. The record is from RefSeq and is a predicted model, not a curated record. Gene Ontology annotation, cellular component: endoplasmic reticulum. Lineage: Eukaryota; Metazoa; Chordata; Actinopteri; Cyprinodontiformes; Cyprinodontidae.
GAAACACAACCACCUAGUUAAUUCGAACAUUGUUAGACUCUGCAUUUGUUCCAACAACUUUUCACGAUGGAAAGGCCUUUGUUGCUCUUCCUGCUGAUGCUUCAGUUUGAAGUUGUGCAAUUAGGCUCACACGAUCAUUAUAUUAAUGAAGAUCAUUACGUCAGCCAGCAGCAUAACCCUGACCAUGACAUGGCUGUUCUGUUAGGAGAUCAGAACACCAAGGAAUUAAAGAAACUCAGCUCAGAAGAGCAGAAAAAGAAGUUAAUGGAAAUUUUAAAGCUGAUUGAUACAAAUGGGGACAAUCUUCUAAGUUCAGAGGAGAUCACUCUGUGGAUUCAGCAUGUCUAUAGAAAAUAUGCUCUGGAAGACGCAGAGGAGCGGUUCGCCGAGUUUGAUUUGAACAAAGAUGGUGUUGUAACAUGGGAAGAGUACAGCUCUGUUGCUCAUGAUCAGCUCAUUACCUUUGAUGAUGACACCGUACUGGAGAAUCCCGAGCAUGAGUCUCUGAGACAACUUCUCUUAAAGGAGAAGAGGCGCUUUGAUUUUGCCGAUGUGGAUGGUACGCCCGGUCUAAACGUGACAGAGUUUCUUGCCUUCACCCAUCCAUCUGAAGUGGAUUACAUGGCUGACUUUGCCAUUGAAGAUGUAUUGAAUGAAUAUGAUACGGAUAAAGAUGGAUUCAUCAGUCUUAGUGAAUUUAUUGGCAACGUGCGUAAUGAAGGAGAGCCUCCAUCACAGUGGGAGAUUGAAGAAACAGUGCGGUUUAAAGAGCUGUAUGACCAAAACAGGGACGGCAAACUGGAUCGAGAGGAGCAGCUGCGCUGGGUCGCUCCUAAUAGCUACGGUUCAGCAAGAGAGGAAGCUCUUCACCUCAUCAAGGAAAUGGACCAGGAUGGAGAUGGGCAAAUUUCAGCAUCUGAAGUUUUAAAAAACCAGGAAACCUUCAUGAACAGUGAAGUGACAGACUAUGGUAGACACCUCCACGUGUCACAUGAUGAAUUAUAACCGCUAUUCUUUUUUUUUUUUAUUGUUGGAUCAUCUUGUGUUGUUCAAUAAAGUUAGUUUUUCUGUU